AUGAAGAAUUUUGGGUUAAUUUUAACGAUUUUGUUUAUAAUAAACGAAUCCAAUGCUAAACCAUUUUUAUUCAGCACAUCAAAAUGGGUUUAUCAGCGUUUAUUCGCUUCGAACGCAUCAGCUGAUCACAGCACACAAAACAUCGAAGAUUUAUCCGAAGAAGGACCGAUAUUUCACCACGCAAACAAAACACACAAAGUAAACAAUACACUAGACUCAACAGAAAGUCAAGUUGUUGAUUUAACAAAGAAUAAAAGCUCGAAACUUGAUGAAUUUGCGCCGAAUGAAGAGGAAGAAUUUGAUUUGGACAAAAACGAAAACAACGAAACAAUGAGUGAAACACCAGGAUUUUUGCAUAGAAAAAUCUCAAAAAUAUUAAACAAACUACAAUUGUACUCAGCAGUGCGUAGUACAAUUCACAACGUGAGGAAACAACAAAAUGGCGAUGAAAAUGAAUCAAAACUACAAAGAAUUGUUAAUAUUAGCAAUAAUAACAGUUAUUUACCACCUAAUGAUAAAACAAAUAACACUCAGGUAACCUCAAAUGAUGAAAACAAAGAUGGCGACCGUGAAAAUGACGAAAAUCAACAAAAUGAUGAAUUCGACGAGCGUUUUGAUGAACCAUUCGUGUUCGACGAUGAAGUUGAAGAUGUAAAUGCUAUGAAGCAUAAAAACGACAACAAAUUGAGUUUAGAAACGGGGAAUAUCGGUAUUCACAUCAUGGAGAUCUUUGGAUCGAUAGCAACCAUUUUCUUAUCAGCUGCGUAUCAAGUUGGAAUGUAUGCCAAUUCAUUUACAGGCAGUAAUCAAGCAUUAGUCACUAGUAAACCAAUUGAAGGAGUUGGGACGACAAUUAAAUGGAAGAUAAAUAAAUAA
Dalotia coriaria is the source of this 876-nucleotide messenger RNA. Its product is annotated as protein PFC0760c-like. The transcript has 3 exons. The record is from RefSeq and is a predicted model, not a curated record. The coding region runs from base 1 to 876 and encodes 291 amino acids. NCBI's taxonomy places the organism in Eukaryota, Metazoa, Arthropoda, Insecta, Coleoptera, Staphylinidae.